UUAAAUGUGUGGUUUACCAGUACAGGAAAGAGUUUUUCUUCUUUCUGACAAGAAAAUGUUUCUAUGUCUUCUCUUGCCAGGAAAACGUUUCCCUCGUGGUAUUGUUAGGACACUUCAAUAAUAAUGCAGUGAGCAAAGAGCCAAAUACUAAAUUCCGUUUUAUAUAUUUUUCAGAGAGGGAAAAAUUAUCCUCCACUGAUUUUUGGGAAUGAAAGCACAGUGACAUUAAAUCCAACCGGCGGUCAGAAGAAUAAUAAAGCUCGAAAAAAUCGCGCUCUCUCUCUCUCUUUCUAUCCCAUGCCUGCUCUCCUCUCCAAAUCCUUUCUCUUUCUGCACCCAAAAUCCAUUUCUCACUCUUCGAUGGCCAUAAGCGCUAAAGCUCGAUUACGCGGUGUCGUUUUCGACAUGGACGGAACCCUAACGGUCCCCGUAAUCGAUUUCGCCGCAAUGUACAAGAGCGUGCUCGGAGAAGACGAGUAUCGCAGAGUCAAAGCAGAAAAUCCUUCAGGGAUUGAUAUAUUACAUCAUAUUGAGAGUUGGAGUGCCGAUAAGCAACGCAAGGCUCUUGAAAUUAUCACUGAUUUUGAGCGCCAAGGCCUCGAUCGCCUCCAAAUCAUGCCUGUUAUCUACGGUGCAGGCGCAGUAGAGCUCUGUGGGUUUCUCGAUUCAAAGAAAAUCAGAAGAGGAUUAAUUACUCGAAAUGUGAUGGAAGCAGUUGAUCUUUUCCAUUUAAAAUCCGGGAUGAUAUUUUCACCAGCAUUAAGUAGAGAGUUCCGUCCUUAUAAACCAGACCCAGCUCCUCUCCUGCAUAUCUGUUCAAUGUGGGAAGUUCAGCCUAAUGAAGUCAUGAUGGUUGGUGAUAGCCUCAAAGAUGAUGUAGCUUGUGGGAAACGAGCUGGAGCAUUCACAUGCUUACUUGAUGAGAAAGGGAGGUACAGCUCUCAUGAUUUUACCAAUUUGGAUCUACAGCCAGAUUUUACAGUUUCUUCCCUUGCUGAGAUUCAUUCACUAUUGGAGUCAAAUUUUGAUUUGAUGCCAUGAUUUUUAGUUAUUGAUGAAGAGUUAGAUUACGCUUUACCUGUAUCAUUUUAGAUUAGAACAAAAAGAUUCCUAAUGUAAAGUGGUGGGGAACAAAAGCCAAGAAAUCAACAAAGCAUAAGAAGAGAAUCAAGAGGCUUCUUGACCUUUGUUUCCUGAAAGGAGAAACAGAGCUGACUUCACUCUGUUUUUGUUGUUGUGGUAUUGGAUGAUAAAGUAUUUCAAACCUGUAUUAAUGUGUAGUAUAUAUUCGUAUUUUAGA
Jatropha curcas is the source of this 1300-nucleotide messenger RNA. Its product is annotated as Haloacid dehalogenase-like hydrolase (HAD) superfamily protein. Gene Ontology annotation, cellular component: chloroplast. The record is from RefSeq and is a predicted model, not a curated record. Lineage: Eukaryota; Viridiplantae; Streptophyta; Magnoliopsida; Malpighiales; Euphorbiaceae.